This is a messenger RNA of Capsicum annuum, 1688 nucleotides long. RefSeq names its product protein IQ-DOMAIN 21. Lineage: Eukaryota; Viridiplantae; Streptophyta; Magnoliopsida; Solanales; Solanaceae. Gene Ontology annotation, molecular function: protein binding. The record is from RefSeq and is a predicted model, not a curated record. The transcript has 5 exons. The coding region runs from base 251 to 1549 and encodes 432 amino acids.
AGCCAACCACUUCAACCAUAUUCUACCAGUGAUCUCAUUAUUAGCAUCUGGCACAUUCUUUCUGCAGUAUGACCCCCACUUUCUAUUUCAUUCACAACUUUAGUUCUCUACCUUCCUUGUCCCUCCUGAUAUGCACUUCUUAUUUACACCUCAAUUUCCUCAUUCCUAGCAUAUAAUUGGCACACAACGAUCAUAGUCCAACAACGUUAACGCUUCUCUCCCAGGUAGAAGAUAAUCUAUUUGCCUGGAAAUGGGCAAGAAAGGAAAUGGUAAUUGGUUUUCCACAGUGAAGAAGGUCUUUAUUAAACCUUCUUCUAAGGAUUCGCCAGCAGAUCAUAAAAAGAAGGAAAAUUUAGACAAGAAAUUGCAACUUGAAGCACGAGAAGCUGUGUCAGUUGAACAAUUUCCAGCAGGGAGUUGUUCAGAUCUUUCCAAGAAUGUAGAGAGCAACGACAAGUCAUCAUCUCCGUUGGUUGAAGAUCGAAAUCAUGACAUCCAUGUCAUCGUAGCGAGCGCAGCAGCAGCAGCUUAUGCGGCCCUGAAAGUUGUCACAAUAGACGGAUAUAACUGCACUCACUUCAAAGAGGAAAGGGCUGCCACCCUUAUUCAAUCAUAUUACAGGGGAUAUCUGGCAAGACGCGCUUUGCGUGCCCUGAGGGGAUUGGUGAGGCUGCAAGCGCUAGUGAGGGGACAUAAUGUACGCAAACAAGCGCAGAUGACAAUGCGAUGUAUGCAAGCAUUAGUACGCGUGCAGUCAAGAGUACGUGGACGAAGACUCCAGUUGGUUCACGAAAAGCUUCAGAGCAAGCUGGAAGAAGUGAAAUUACGCUCGAAUAGAGAACCCAAGUGCAAGAACAACAGCCUGUUUAAGAAACUAGAGAUGGAAGACAUGGAUAACAGGAACCAAAGCAUUGAAAAGAUGCUUGAAGUUACCAGGAGAAAACAACAUGCUGAAACCAAAAGGGAAAGAGCUCUUGCUUGUGCUUAUCAGCACUCUGAUCCACAUGUUGAGGAAGAUGAUGACGAAUUUUGUGGCAAUGAGCAUGAACAUGCACAACGAGGUUGGAAUUGGCUUGAGAGAUGGAUGGCUUCUCAAUCCUCUCAAUACUCGCAACAUGUGCCACGAGAGAACUCCUAUGUGACAUUGUCCACCACAGAUGACAUGUCAGAGAAGACAAUAGAAAUGGAUCUAGUCAACCCAUUCGGCUCAGAAGCAAUCAACUUAGCCCAUCACAUUGUCAAUCCAGCUGAAAGAAGCCCAUAUUCACCCCGGCAACACCGUCAGUCCAACAUGGAUUGUGUCCCUAGCUACAUGGCUCCAACUCAAUCUGCAAAAGCAAAAGUAAAGAGUCCAGGCCCAUUAAAGCCUCGAAGCCCACCAAUGGCCCAAUGGAAUGCACCAGUGAAGAAGGGAACAGACCGUAGAUGGAGCUAUGACUCAUCUGCAAGAAGCCCGAACCCGAAAACUGCUGCUCAAUGGAUGGCGACAUAUAGCCCAGAAACAAGUGCACCAAUGGGAGGUCCUGCUUGCAGAUAUAAUUUUAGUUAGAUACUUUUUGCAGCAAAUAAAAAGCACAAUAAUGGUGUUUCCAACCUAUUUUGAUUUAAGGAAAAUAAACUUUAACUAUAAAUAAAAUAUGAAGAAACAAGAAUUUUAUUAAUAAAGAAUAUGAGUACAAUUUUGUUCC